Dissoconium aciculare CBS 342.82 is the source of this 741-nucleotide messenger RNA. RefSeq lists its product as uncharacterized. The coding region runs from base 1 to 741 and encodes 246 amino acids. The record is from RefSeq and is a predicted model, not a curated record. Gene Ontology annotation, biological process: mitochondrial electron transport, NADH to ubiquinone. NCBI's taxonomy places the organism in Eukaryota, Fungi, Ascomycota, Dothideomycetes, Mycosphaerellales, Dissoconiaceae. The transcript has 3 exons.
AUGCUUCAACGAAGUGCUUGCAGAGCCACUUCCACCCUUGGCCGGCGGUCGCCAGCCGUGCUGCGAUUCUCUUACAGCACCACCGUGACUGGCAACACUGUCCCGGCAAAUGAUCCCGAAUCUCGAGAACGUCCUGCUCCCGCCUCUGUCACCAAUGCCACCCCAACCAGCCCUCGCGGUGCGCAAGCACAUGCGCUACAGGAGACUCCGGAAGCUGGUGAAGCAAAGCGAGUGAUGCAGGCACCUAACCGAGCUGCAACCUGGAGCCGGAGUCAGCAACCUCGAGAGCAGGCCAUGGUUGGUCCGCGAUUUGAGCAGACCAUCAUGGAGGACCAACCUCGGCCUCUGGCUGCCAUCGAUUUGAUUCACCAGCAACCUGUCACCUGGACGAAUAAGCGCGUAGUGUCGUGCGAUGGCGGCGGCGGACCAUUGGGUCACCCGCGCAUCUUCAUCAAUGUCGACAAGCCCAAGAUCUGCUGGUGUACAUAUUGUGGUCUUCCAUUCCUGUCUAGCAGUGUCACACUCGAGCGGUUCGAGCAUUUGGUUGAUAUUGAACUCUGGCAGGCCCACGAGCACCACCGAAAACAUCUUCAGAGUCUGCCAUCGACAUCAUAUCCUCUGGAGCCUACUACAGGCAACGCAGCACAAAUCCCAGCGGCUCAUUACGGCAGUGGCUCUGCCUCAACCGGUUCCACAACCGAUUUCCAAUCCAACACCGGAAAGCCUUACGAGCAAAGAUAG